Molecule: messenger RNA, 4386 nt
Organism: Besnoitia besnoiti
Lineage: Eukaryota; Apicomplexa; Conoidasida; Eucoccidiorida; Sarcocystidae
Exons: 2
Coding region: 1-4386 (1461 amino acids)
Biological process (GO): pseudouridine synthesis
Cellular component (GO): nucleus
Molecular function (GO): RNA binding; pseudouridine synthase activity
Source: RefSeq, a predicted model, not a curated record
AUGGCGAGCGCCGCCGAACGCAGCGCGCUCCUGUCUCCUCAGCCCGAGGCUUCGCGCAGAACGUCGCUCGAUGCUUCCCUCGAUGUCUCUCCCGUUGUGUCGCCCGGCGAUCCGGAGGGUCUGGGGGCCCGCCCAGUGCGGCGGAUUUUAGAGGCGAAUAGCGCCGCCAAACUUGCCAGCCUAUGGCUGCUGGGAGACCUCGCGGGCUUCCUCAGGGCGCUCUGGCUGCGUCAGCGCAGGCAGGCUGCCGAAGAAAAAGACGCGGCGCGGGGCGAGGGACAGGCCGGGCCUUCAACCGACUUGAUAGCUUCGCGGUCGUCGCCGGGCGGGUCUCCGGGUCACGCGUCGCAGAGAGCGGACCCGACGACUCCCGCCCGGCUGGCGCCGGGUCUUUCGUUCUCCCCCGCGGGCUCUUUCGCCUCGCUGGCGGAGGUGCGGAAGGAGGUGCGCGGGGCGCUGCAUGCGUUUGUACGUGAGCGGCUGCCCUUCCUCGUUGCAGAGUCCGCGAAUGUCUUGCCGGCUACGCCUUCGCCCGGGCGCACGGCGCACAGCGGCAGACCGGCGGGCGAGCCGUGGGGCGUCAAGCGCGCGCGUCCCACCAACCCGCUCGAGGACGACGCGGGUGGGGAAGCGAGCGCAAACGACGAGAGGCUUUGGAAGCGACAGAACAUGCAAACGAGAAAGGACAGGAAUCCCCUGGAUGAAGACGAUGAAAACGAAGCGGAUGUGCCCAAGGGGGACGAGGAGGGCGACGCAGGGGAGGCGAAGGCGGGCCCCCGAAGCGCCGAGGGCCUUCCGUUGGCGCCGAAUCCCUUUGAGGGCUUUUUAGCCACCAACCUGUCGCAGCAAAUCGAAAUUAUUUCCAGAACGAUUGACGCCAGGCUGAUGUCAUCGCGUCUCGCCAGUGAAGGACAGCCGCAGUCCCUCGAGGCCAAUGGACUCGGAGGCGAAGCAGGCGACACUCAAGCCCAGCCGCCCCUCGCACCAGAGGAGAGAGAAGAGAGAAAAAAGGCAGAAGAGAGAAACGAGAGGAAGGAGACGGGCGGUGGUUUGACUGCUUCAAGUCCGGCGGGCGCGGCGGCCGAUCUCUUCCCGUUCAUCUCGCUGGGCGCCUGCUGGGCUCAGCAGCGCCGUGAGCUGCUGUGCCUGAAGAAGGAGAUCGAGGAUGAAGACGCGAAGGACGGCGAGGGCGAGGGCGAUGGCGAGGACGACUGGCGCGGCGGGGCGCCGCAGGGAGGAGUCGCACGGCCCGAGGGCGCGCUGGAGCGCCUUGAGAGGAAGAAAGAAAGGAGCUGCUGGGUGUCGCUCCUCGAAGAAGCUGCGAACACGCCGCCGGGCGUCGUUCUGAAACUGACACCACGGCCCAGCUGCAUGCGCUUCCUCUUCCCUCCCGUGCCCUUCAAGUGUAUGGACAGCGCACGUCCGGCUCUCAGCGCCGGCGCAGCCGAAGCCGCACGCGGUGGCGGCGAGCGGGAGGAAGACCGAAGGAGACAACCCGCCAGCUGCAGAGAAGGCGUCUCCCGCGAAGAGAGACGAGCGUGCAGAGAGGAGAUUAACGCGGUUUUCUUCCGAGGCGCAAACACCGAGAAAACCUCCUCAAAGGUGACCCUGAAGGGGAGGGAAACCCACCUGUUCACGCGCCUCGCCUCCCACCCGGCGCUCUUUGACCUCCUCUUCGACCCUUUUCGAUCUUCAGGGGGCGCCACCAACUACGUGGCGGCUUCGCCUGGCUACCGCGCAGGGGCCUACGAGACUCGCUGGCCCGCCAACGCUGGGGCGUACGUACAUUUUGUCCUCAUGAAAAUCAACCGAGACACGUCGAAUGCACUGCAUAGCGUCGGUCGCGGACUCCGCAGACACCCGCAGAAGUCUCUUGCGGUGGCGGGCACCAAAGACAAACGCGGAAUCACCGUCCAGCGAUGCUCCAUUCUCAAGGUAUCACCGUCUGCCCUGCUGGCUGCCUGCUACCUUGACCACCCCGCGUGGGACGCGAACGUGCACAUCGCGCCGUUGGGUUACUUUUCGCGUCCGCAGCGGCUCGGCGGACUCCUGGGCAACUCGUUCCAAGUCGUCCUGCGGAACGUCCGCCUGCCCGGACCCGCCAGGCGCGGUCUCCGCGGCGCAGGCCCCUCCGGCGACUUGCCUGCCGCGCGUGUGGCGGUCGCCCUCGCCGAUCGCUGCCUGCCGUUGGCGCAGUGCGACGCGGCGAUUCAGGAGCUGGCUCGCCGCGUCGAGGCGGGCGUGGCGACAAUUUCCUCGCGGGGGUUUCUGAACUACUUUGGCCUGCAGCGUUUCGGCACGCACGCCGUGCGGACGUUCGAAGUUGGCGCGGCGCUGCUUCGCGGCGACUGGAAGGAGGCUGUGGCGCUCAUUCUGGGCAAGCGGGCGCGGCGGUGCCCCGCGAGGCACCUCCGGUUCUCGGCCGCUUGCCCCGCCGCGGCACCGGGACCGACCAGACAAGAGCAAGUAGGCGAACACGCAGGGUGGACAUUCGAAAGAGGCGAGGUUUCCCUGUGGGAUGUGCUCGAGAUGACAGACGACCCUCGCCUCGCGCUGGCGCGCGCCGCGCGGCACCAACACAUCGAGAGGUCUCUGCUGUCGUCGUUGCUGAUGUCAGCGCGGAAGGGAGAGAAAAGGCAGGCCGCGCGCGAGGCAGGCAACAGGCACGCGAGGGACGACGCGAUCGGGGACGCGGGAGAAAGAAAGCUGCCGCCUCGCGGGGAGGCAGACGGUCAGCAGGACUCGGGGGCUGACAAUGCUGAGGUGGAUAUGGGGGAAGGUGAGCAAAGGGAGUCCCGCGAGGGCAGGCGGAGCCGAGGCGACACAGAAAAGCAGGGAGAAAAGAGAGACAUGCACGUCAAAAUUUCGGCGGAACACGGCCCAGCAGACGGAAGCGACAAACCGUCGUCGCUGGACGCGCUGAGCCGUUUCGACGUGAAGGACUACUUCCGGGCGUUGCAAGAGAUUCCGCCGAACUCUCUGCAGCUGUAUGUGCACUCCGCACAAAGCGUCCUGUUCAACCAUGCUUGUAGCUGGCGAUGGCAAACCUUCGGCGACAAAGUGUGCGUAGGCGACAUUGUCCGUAUUCGCUCCAAAGAUGGUCACGCCGGGGGGCGGCGUGAGAAAACAGACACUAUGUGCGAAUCGGGUGAGGGGAUGGGGCGCUCGCGACGCCCCGAGCGGGGGGUCUGGGGCGGAGACCAGGGCGACGAGGAGAGCGACUGCGAAAUGGAUGAUUUUCGCCAGAGCGUAAGGGUGAUUGAGACAGAGGCCGAGGCUUGCAAGGCGUCGAUUUUCGACGUGGUCUUACCUAUGCCAGGCGCCGAUAUGACGUACCCGUCUCAGCUGGCGGCGGUGUACGCGCAGCUGGCGGUGGACCUGUUGGGAGUCUCUCUCGACGUCUUCAACACUUCAAAGGAAAGGCACGACUCCGACGUGGGUCGUUUCAGGGGACUGUCGAGGGACGCAGAACGUGGGCAACCCUGCAGAGGCGAGAGAAAGAGAGAGCGGGGGGGCAGACAGCGCUCGCGGUUCGAGGGCGUCUCACGCAGAGGGCGGGGAAGGGGACGGCAUGAAGACGGGCGACAAGGGUGGCAAGCAAGCAGUGCGGAUUCGGCGGGCGAGAAGGACGAGGACGGCGGCGAAGACUCGGAGGAUCCGCUCUCGCUUUCCGCUGCCACCGGCCUCUCGAUCUUAGGAGUGAAGUGCAGUGGCAGUUACAGACCUCUCCUCGAGCGCGCGAGGAACUGCCAGUGGCAGCUUCUUCAGGUCAGUGAGGAGGCGGUGCAGAAACCAGAGUCGGUGCUCCUCUCGGAUGUCGACCUCCUUCUACGAAAGCAACGCGAUAUGGCGUCCGGAUCAGCUGAGAGACACGCGAGAACCCUAGAACAGAAACAGCAAGACACGCUCGAGGGUCGCUGCGGACAAAUCAAAGACGCGGAAGAGACGAGUGCAGUGCAGGGCCGAGACGGAAGAAGCGAAAACACAGAGACCGGACCAUUCCGAUCGACAGCUGGGGCCGAAGAUUUGCGAGUGUCCUGGGAUGAGCCCCUCGACCCCGCGCAGGUCAGAUGUAUGUUCUCCGGGGGCCCUGCGCAGGCCCAGGGUGGCCCCAGGGAGACAGAGGCGCAGCACACGAAGGGUGCCUCCGCUUCCGAGGCCGACCGGAGGGGGCAUCUAUUUGUUGCAGGCGAAACGAGCAACAUCUGCCUGCUGCUGAGACUUCGGCUGACCCCGGGCACGUAUUUCACCAUGGCUCUUCGGGAGCUCAUGAAGUCAAACGCCCCAGACGAUGACGAGCUUGCCCACGCUGCGGCACGGACAGUUGUCUCUCCCGAUUUUCUUGAGAAAGACACCUACAGCUCAGUGCAAGGUCUAUCUGCUUAG